This is a messenger RNA of Eptesicus fuscus (big brown bat), 6226 nucleotides long. RefSeq names its product TBC1 domain family member 4 (gene TBC1D4). The transcript is spliced from 19 exons. The record is from RefSeq and is a predicted model, not a curated record. Bases 469 to 4179 code for a protein of 1236 amino acids. NCBI's taxonomy places the organism in Eukaryota, Metazoa, Chordata, Mammalia, Chiroptera, Vespertilionidae.
CGCCCCCAGACACCCGCUCCCGCCCACAGCCCGUUCCCCGCCCAGCCUCCCGAGCCGGCCCCGGGCGAGCGCGGCGGCCGCAGCGGCUCUGCGGCGCUGAAGGAGGCGGCCGGCGGCGGCGGGGGACCCUCGGCGUCGUCCUCCGACGGAGCAGAGCAGCGGCGGAGGAAGGGGCGAGUCCGGCCCUCAGGCCCGAGCCGCAGAAGGGAGCAUGACGGUCUAACCCUCCCUCUCCUCCCAGUCCAGCUGCCGGGAGCUCCCCAGGUGCCCGCCGCCGGAACCUCGGAGCGGCGCCCGGGAAAGUGCCGCCUGGGGCAGGGCCGCUGCGCGCCGAGUUCUGGGUCGCCCCGAGGCGGGCGCGGGGUCCCGGCGAGGCAGUCGGCACAGUUUCGGCAGCGCCUUCGGUGUGGGAGUUUGGGGCGCGGCGCGCCUCUCCUGCCGCCUCGGAGCCCGGGUGAGGCGCGAGUUAUGGAGCCCCCCAGCUGCCUUCAGGACGAGCCGUUCCCGCACCCCUUGGAGCCCGAGCCGAGCGCCCCCGCGCAGCCGGGCCCCGGGAAGCCGGGCGACAAGGUGUUCCGGCUGUGGUACGUGGGUGGGUCGUGCCUGGACCGCAGGACCACGCUGCCCAUGUUGCCCUGGCUCAUGGCCGAGAUCCGUCGGCGCAGCCAGAAGCCCGAGGCGGGCGGCUGCGGGGCGCCCGCACCCCGCGAGGUGCUCCUGGUGCUCAGCGCGCCCUUUCUGCGCUGCGUCCCCGCGCCUGGCGCCGGGGCGGCGGGGGGCCCGGGCCCCGCGGCCGCGCAGCCCAGCUCGGCGGUGUUCAUCUUCGAGCACAAGGCGCAGCACAUUUCGCGUUUCAUCCACAACAGCCACGACCUCACCUACUUUGCCUACCUGAUCAAGGCGCAGCCCGAGGACCCCGAGUCGCAGAUGGCCUGCCACGUUUUCCGCGCCACGGACCCCAAUCAGGUUCCGGAUGUCAUCAGCAGCAUAAGGCAGUUGUCUAAAGCUGCCAUGAAAGAGGAUGCCAAGCCCAGCAAAGACAACGAGGACGCCUUCUACAACUCCCAGAAGUUCGAGGUCCUGUACUGCGGGAAGGUGACCGUGACCCACAAGAAGGCCCCGUCCAGCCUCAUCGACGACUGCAUCGAGAAGUUCAGCCUGCACGAGCAGCAGCGCCUGCGGGGCCAGGGCGAGCGCGGCCCCGACGCCGCCACCCCCCGCGCCGUCUUCGAGGUGGAGGGGCCCAGCUCCCCCGCAGACAUUCUGCUGGAGGAAGGCGAUGGCAUCCCCGACACCCCCGCUGCCUUACCAGCCGUGGCCAGCCAGCCUGCGCUGGCCGGCUCUCGAGUGUGCUUCCCCGAGCGGAUUUUGGAGGAUUCUGUCUUUGAUGACCCGCAGGAGUUCCGCUCCCGGUGCAGCAGCGUCACCGGCGUCCUGCAGAGGAGAGUCCCAGAGAACAGCCACAAACCCCAGCCACGGAGGCGACACGCCAGCGCGCCCAGCCACGUGCAGCCCUCGGACUCGGAGAAGAACAGAACCAUGCUGUUCCAGGUUGGGCGGUUUGAGAUUAACCUGAUCAGUCCAGACACUAAAUCAGUUGUGCUUGAAAAGAAUUUUAAAGAUAUCUCUUCUUGUUCUCAGGGCAUAAAGCAUGUGGACCACUUUGGCUUUAUCUGUCGGGAGUCCCCAGAGCCUGGGCUGAGCCAGUACAUCUGUUACGUGUUCCAGUGUGCCAGUGAAUCUCUGGUGGAUGAGGUAAUGCUGACUCUGAAACAGGCUUUCAGCACGGCGGCCGCCCUCCAGAGUGCCAAGACCCAGAUCAAGCUGUGCGAGGCCUGCCCCAUGCACUCCUUGCAUAAGCUCUGUGAAAGGAUUGAAGGUCUCUACCCCCCAAGAGCCAAACUGGUAAUUCAGAGGCAUCUCUCAUCCCUGACAGAUAAUGAGCAAGCUGACAUCUUUGAACGAGUCCAGAAAAUGAAGCCAGUCAGUGACCAGGAGGAAAAUGAACUUGUGAUUUUGCACCUGAGGCAGCUGUGUGAAGCCAAGCAGAAGACACACAUUCACAUCGGGGAAGGCCCGACGACUUUUUCAAAUAGUACAAUCCCGGAAAAUGCGACAAGCAGUGGAAGGUUCAAACUUGAUGUUCUGAAAAAUAAAGCUAAGAGAUCUUUAACUAGUUCCCUGGAGAAUAUCUUUUCAAGGGGAGCUAACAGGAUGAGAGGGCGGCUUGGAAGUAUGGACAGCUUUGAACGGGCAAACAGUCUUGCUUCAGAGAAGGACUACUCACCGGGAGACUCUCCGCCAGGGACCCCCCCAGCCUCCCCGCAGGCCUCUGCUUGGCAGACGUUCCCUGAAGAGGAUUCUGACUCCCCACAGUUUCGAAGACGGGCACACACGUUCAGCCACCCGCCUUCGAUCACAAAGAGAAAGCUGAAUUUGCAGGAGGGGAGGGCUCAUGGGGUGCGCUCCCCUCUCCUGAGGCAGAGCUCCAGCGAACAGUGCAGUGAUGGAGAGGGGAGAAAAAGGACCUCGUCUACUUGCAGCAAUGAUUCCCUGAAUGUCGGAGGAACCCCUGUCACUCCUCGCCGAAUCUCCUGGCGGCAGCGCAUCUUCCUCAGGGUUGCUUCUCCCAUGAACAAGUCUCCCUCGGCAAUGCAGCAGCAGGAUGGGCUGGACAGGAAUGAGCUGCUGCCGCUGUCCCCUCUUGCUCCAACCAUGGAGGAGGAACCGGUGGUUAUAUUCAUGUCUGGGGGCGAUGACCCAGAAAAAGCUGAAGAAAGAAAAAAAUCAGAAGAAUUGAGGAGUUUGUGGAGAAAAGCUAUACACCAACAAAUUUUGUUGCUUCGAAUGGAAAAAGAAAACCAGAAACUUGAAGCAAGCAGAGAUGAACUCCAUUCCAGAAAAAUUAAAUUGGACUAUGAAGAAAUUGGUGUAUGUCAGAAGGAGAUCUUAAUAACCUGGGAUAAAAAGUUAUUGAACUGCAGAGGAAAAACAAAAUGUGAUAUGGAAGACAUUCAUAUUUCUCUUAAAGAAGGUGUUCCCAAAAGCCGACGAGGAGAAAUCUGGCAGUUCCUAGCUGUACAGUAUCGUCUAAGGCACCGAUUGCCCAAUAAGCAGCAACCUCCAGACACGUCCUAUAAGGAACUUCUGAAGCAGCUCACGACCCAGCAGCAUGCUAUUCUCGUGGAUUUAGGAAGGACGUUUCCUACUCACCCUUACUUUUCAGCACAGCUUGGGGCAGGGCAACUGUCACUCUUCAACCUCUUGAAAGCCUACUCCUUGCUGGACAAAGAAGUGGGUUACUGUCAGGGGAUCAGCUUUGUGGCUGGAGUCCUGCUUUUGCACAUGAGUGAAGAGCAAGCCUUUGAAAUGCUGAAGUUCCUCAUGUAUGACCUCGGCUUCCGCAAACAGUACAGACCCGACAUGAUGUCGCUGCAGAUUCAAAUGUACCAGCUGUCCAGACUCCUUCAUGACUAUCACAGAGAGCUCUACAAUCACCUGGAAGAAAAUGAAAUCAGCCCCAGUCUUUAUGCUGCCCCCUGGUUCCUCACAUUGUUUGCCUCUCAAUUUCCAUUAGGAUUUGUAGCCAGAGUUUUUGAUAUUAUUUUUCUUCAGGGAACUGAAGUCAUAUUUAAGGUUGCACUCAGCCUGCUGAGCAGCCAAGAAACACUUAUAAUGGAAUGUGAAAGCUUCGAAAAUAUUGUUGAAUUUCUUAAAAGCACGCUACCUGAUAUGAAUACAUCUGAAAUGGAAAAAAUUAUCACCCAGGUUUUUGAGAUGGACAUUUCUAAACAGUUGCAUGCCUAUGAGGUGGAGUAUCACGUGCUGCAGGAUGAGUUGCAGGAAUCGUCCUAUGCCUGUGAGGACAGCGAGCCUGUGGAGAAGCUGGAGAGGGCCAACAACCAACUGAAAAGGCAAAACAUGGACCUCCUAGAAAAAUUGCAGAUAGCCCAUGCUAAAAUCCAGACCUUGGAAUCCAACCUGGAAAAUCUUUUGACCAGAGAGACCAAAAUGAAGUCUUUAGUCCGGACGCUGGAGCAGGAGAAGAUGGCUUAUCAGAAGACAGUGGAGCAGAUCCGGAAGCUGCUGCCCGCCGACGCCCUGGCCGACUGCGAGGCGCUGCUCAGAGACCUGACCUGCAACCCCAACCACAAAGCCAAGGCCGGGGGCAAGGCGUAGCCGGGGCUCUGAGGAUGCUGCGGACAGUCUGCGGAGCUGCGGGCCACGCUGGGCAAGGCACUGAGGGUGAACCACGUCCCGGCUGAGCCCCAUCCCCAGCCCCAGCCAGUGGGCCUCGCUCUCACCAGAGUUUGCCAACCCUAAGCCAUUGGGCACAGGCGGACUAAUGUCUGUUGUUGUAGACUAUGUACAUAUAGAAAAUGGACAUCAAGAAUUCACGCUUCGGGACAAAAGGAGUCCAUGUAUAUUUAGAGCAAUUUUUAAAAUCAAAACUUCAUGAAAUCCACACCAUGAAGUUCCCCUUAGACACAUGCGAAAUCAUCUCAUCUUUGUAGUGAAACAAAGCUAGCGAGUCUUUGUCUAUUGAAAUAUACUUGAAAAAAAUGAAUGUAUUUUUUUCUCCAAAGAACAGCAUGUUUCACGCAGUGGUGUGUGUGUGGGGAAACAUUUGUGUGACUUGAUGUGUGUCUAGACCAGGAAGAUGACUGAUUGUCAGUCACGCUCCUGUGGUUUUUCCCAGGAACAUUUUCGGGGACCUUUCUCCCCCGCCUGCUUUGUGCCAACCGGCAUGUUAGUCUACAUGCGUUCUGAGGCUGCUCAGGCAGUGCCUUCACGUGCCUGAAAAGGCAAGGCUGAGUCUACCCGCCCGGUUCACGGUGGGAGAGAACGUUGCUAAUUUUCUAGCAAAUUAGACCAGCAUUGUAACUCAAAACUAAAAAAUAUCAGGUCUCCGAGUUUUAACUGGGGACCUGCACAGUUUUCCCCCCUUUUUAUUUAAAUCACUCCCACAUUUGUCUCCCCUUUACUUGGUGCCACAAGUGGCGACAGGAUUUGCCAUUUCCCCACCAACAUGUGGGAGCUGUGACUUCUCUCUACCUUAAAUGAAGGACAAGGCAGUGCAAUCACGAUUGGUUUGCUAAAGAUGACAGGCUAUGUUCAGACACUUUAUUUGGACAAUUGAUAGGAUGGAAUCAGCUCUCAGUCAUCUCCCCCUUCCAUGGGAACAUGUAUGAGAACCGUGAAACGUGUAAAACAAGCUGAUGCAGCGUGUUGGAAGGGAAGGGGAAAGCGCAGCAAGCCCUCCCGAAACGCACCCCCCUGCGUCGGGACGCCCGGCUUUCAGCCACGGAUGGUGUCUGGGAAGAUGGUGUCUGGGAAGAUGGUGUCUGGGAAGACGUUCUCGUACGCUGGGUGCAUGGAAGGGAAGCGAGGUUUAAAGCACACAGGCCGUUCUCCGUCUCAGAGGAGAUUCUGUGAUGGUGCCUCUGGAAGUGGGUGCGUUUUUGCCUUUCCAAACAGCAUUGAUGAUUACUGCUUUUUGCAGUCCUAACAUUAUCACAGAUGGAUGGUCUGGGAUAACUUUCUUUGAAGGGAGUUUGGUGUAUACACAAGCUACACUGUAUCAUAGAGUAGAAGAGUCAAGCUCUAAAGGUUUUGGACAACCUUGAUGAGCAGAUGAAAAGCCCCCUCCACACAGUUACCCAGUAUAAUUGUGCUGACUCAUGUUACCAAUCAGCAUGCUCUCUAACGCAGGCAGUUCCUCACAAGAAAAUGAAAUCUUAAUAGUUAAGGUAAUGUCAUUUCUAGGUUCUAGGAAAUGCUGAUUCUAUAUACCCCAUUCAAUUGGGGCCACCAACUGAUUGGUUGCUCGAAUUUCUCCAAAAUGUCUCUACCUGAAGGAGAGAUUUUUUUUUUUUCCUAUGAGGAAUAUGAGAAAUAUUCUUCUGUUACUCUCUGCUGAUGAAAAUCGCCUGAUGUGUGUGAGAGCCAAGGAAUCUUCAAGUUGGGGAGAGAAACUUUUGUUCCGUUUAAAGUAAAUUUUACUCUGGAUGUUCAGAGGCAGCGACAUGAGUUGUGUUAUGGUGUUCAGAGAUUGAGGUGUCUUGGAUACAAUAUUUCUCUUGAAAAUGAAUUUCCUUUUCUUUUGUGAUUUUGUAAACGUUGCAUCAAUUAUGCUUCACGCAUUGUUACAUCUUCAUCACAUCUGCAUCGGGCGUAUGUAAUGUCUAGUUCAUUUCCAAUAAAUGCAUCGCUUCCGUUUCCUUGA